AUGGGAGCCCCGCCGGGCCGGGCCCGCUCACCUGUGCCCGCCGCUCGGCCGGGGCCCGCCGGGGCUGUGGGUGGGAGCGCCUCCGCCGCUGCCGCUGCUGCCCGGGAGACCGGGGGCCGCGCGGGGGCUCUGGCGGGGAGCAGCGCCCUCACGUGUGGACUCCGAGAAGCUCGGUUUGCGCAGGCCCUCUCUGGUGUUUACAGGGGCCGUGGGCUCCGCGUCUGCGCGUGCGCCUUCCGCCAGGUGUCGCCCGGAAGCCCUCCGGCUUCUCGCAGCGGACUCAACGCGCCGUUGCCGCAAGUCCCCCUUGUGGUUGUGGCUGCUGUGCCACAGCGACUCCUAGGGAGCUCUGUCGGCUCAGUUUCUACUGAGACAUCUCCACAGCUCCGGAGCAGUGGAGAUCUGAGGCGCGGCAGGCGGAAGCACAGCACGGCUACUUUCAACCUCACCGGAGACUCCAGCAUCUCAGCAACCGCUCCACCAAACCUCGGCUUCCUCCCCUGUCACUCCUCGGAGACUGCACUCUCAGGGGUCACCAUCGUCUUGGACACUCUGAGUUCUCGUCUUAUGGCUGUUCAACAGAAUUUUCGGCAAUGCCGGAAGUGUAUAGCUGCACUAUCCGAUACGGGGUCCAGGAAUCCACCGAGCAGUACAUCAUUCAGAAGUUGUGCCCCACGUUGGGUGCCAAAACCGUAGAAGGGACACUUCCCAAAUCUAGGUUCAUCGCUCAGUAUGGCCAAUAGAAGUCACACUGAACUAGGAAUUCUGUGUUGCGAUCUCAGCCGUUCCACCCAUUCCAGGCUGGUGUACAUGUGUGUUGUCUCAGGUGUCCCCCAACAGUUGUUCCAGAUUAUUUACUAGUUGCUCUAGAGGACUAACUAAAUUCCACACCACUCUAUGCUGCCAUCUUGCCCCAACUAUAAAUGUUUUACCUAGUAAGUUUAUUUGUUCAGAACCUUAAGGCCUCCAGAUUGAUCCUAUGCCAGAUAAGCACUGAAACCCAGAGGUACCAGUCUCUCCAAGAACAUCAACCACUUUCAUUCCUCUACCCCAUAAGGUCAACACCCCCCCUCCAGCAAGAAGAAGUUAAAUGGCCAUUGCCCAGAUUGAGAGAAUGAUUAAAUGAGAGGGAGGAGGUAUAACUGAGAAAUUAGGAUUUAACAAAUGACUGUGACUACUGACUCACUAUAUAGAUAUUUCUUUUCAGUUUCUAGUGUAUUAGAAUAGCUAGAAGGAAAUACUGGAAAUUGUUGAUCUAUAAUCUAGUAGCCCUGAUCUUCGAUAAUGUUUGUAUGGCUAUAUAGCAAAAAAGAAAAAAAAAGUUGGUAGCCUUGUUUCCAUCUACCAUCUGAACAUUUCAUUCUGUUCCACUGAUCUAUAUAUCUCUCUCUGACAAUACUACACUGUCUUAGUUAAUCUACCUUUAUUGUAAGUCUUAAAAUUGGAUAGAGUGCAAUAAUAGGAGUCAAUAAAGGGGGUCUAAGGGAUAUGGGAUGUUUGGGGUUUUCUUUUUUCUUUUUAUUUAUUUUUCUGGACCAGUGCAAAUGUUCUAAAAUUGAUCAUGGUGAUGAAUGCACAAUUAUGAGAUGAUGCUGUGAACC
Messenger RNA from Choloepus didactylus (southern two-toed sloth), 1601 nucleotides. RefSeq lists its product as uncharacterized. Lineage: Eukaryota; Metazoa; Chordata; Mammalia; Pilosa; Megalonychidae. The record is from RefSeq and is a predicted model, not a curated record. Bases 1 to 696 code for a protein of 231 amino acids. The transcript has 4 exons.